AUGCCGAGCAAAACUUGCAAAGUUAAAAACAACGCCGAAACGGCCCGGCGAGCAGCCCUCGGAAGGGCUUUGCGCGUGUUGGGCGUAAAGAUCUUCAGGAAGGAGGAAAAGGAAGGCCGGGGAGCGAGCGAGCCGGCGCAAACCGGGCGGGCGAGCCGCCAGCGGCCCGGGGACAGCCCCGGCCAGCGGCCCGGGGACCUCCGCCGGGAGAUUAGCUGUUUAGGUGAUUAUGGGUUUCCUGCUGUUCUAAAGCUACAGAAUGGCAAAUUAGGAGCUCCUGAUUUUGAUUUGCAGAUUGAGAGAGCUCUGAGCAGCAGUCUGUACAAGAGCGCAUCGCCUUAUGGCUCUCUCAAUAACAUUGUGGAUGGGUUAAGCUCCCUCACCGAGCAUUUCUCUGACCUAUCCCUUUCUUCAGAAGCCAGAAAACCCAGCAAGAGGCCACCUCCUAACUACCUGUGCCACCUCUGCUUUAACAAGGGACACUACAUUAAAGACUGCCCACAGGCUCGUCCAAAAGGAGAAGGCCUGACUCCAUACCAGGGCAAGAAACGCUGCUUUGGUGAAUAUAAGUGCCCCAAAUGCAAGAGAAAAUGGAUGAGUGGAAACUCCUGGGCUAACAUGGGACAAGAAUGUAUCAAGUGCCACAUUAAUGUUUAUCCUCACAAACAGAGACCCCUGGAAAAGCCGGACGGCCUGGAUGUUUCGGAUCAGAGCAAAGAACAUCCCCAGCAUCUGUGUGAGAAGUGCAAAGUUUUGGGCUACUACUGCCGCCGUGUGCAAUAAACCUUCAAAGUGGCCUCUUCCCGUCCCCAUCAUCCUUAAAGAUCCUCUGGCAGCAUGCGAUCAACAGCAACACAACAAAUCAAGAUAAAAGCUAAAAUAAUUGCCAAUAUUGCCUAUCUAAUAAUAUGCCUUACCAUUAAUAGAAUAUAACAUUUCUCCUGUGCGUGCGCACG
Messenger RNA from Aptenodytes forsteri (emperor penguin), 956 nucleotides. RefSeq names its product zinc finger CCHC-type containing 24 (gene ZCCHC24). NCBI's taxonomy places the organism in Eukaryota, Metazoa, Chordata, Aves, Sphenisciformes, Spheniscidae. The record is from RefSeq and is a predicted model, not a curated record. The transcript has 5 exons. Bases 1 to 783 code for a protein of 260 amino acids. Gene Ontology annotation, molecular function: zinc ion binding; nucleic acid binding.